Manis javanica (Malayan pangolin) is the source of this 5359-nucleotide messenger RNA. The record is from RefSeq and is a predicted model, not a curated record. NCBI's taxonomy places the organism in Eukaryota, Metazoa, Chordata, Mammalia, Pholidota, Manidae.
AAUAAUGAGACUGGUUAGGUAGGAAGGGGUUCCGAGCAGAACCUUGUUAGCAGGAGACAGUGACUGAACUGGACCAGCUGGCAUACGUUCCUUUCAUGAAUAAUCACCACCAUUAAUCAAGACGAGGUCCUUUCCUAUACACAAACCCUGCCCACGACCUUAAGUUCUAGUUCAUCUUCAAAAACCUGGCCCCCAGGAAGCAUUCUCCCAUUGUUCCACCGAGUUGGGGGUUCGAGUCUACAGUCUCUGAACUGCUUUUUGUCAUCCGGAAAUCAAGAAAAAAGAAAAACAAAACCAGCAAGGGCUUCAGAGAGUGCCAGAGGCACUCCCCGUGAAAGAGCUGCGGCCCCCAGUCCUGUCAGGUUGGGAGCCCCUGCGGGAUGUCUAUUCCGGAAGCACGCAGGGCUUCAUUAGAAUUGCCUCCUCAUAGCUAUGAGGUCUUGGACAAAACACGUGAAGAACCAGGAAUAGGAAACACAAUAAACACUAGAGGCCUACACGUCUCGGUAGGGGCGGAGGAAACGGAGGCUGCUGGACCCACCGCGUCCCCUUUAAGCACCUGAGGACCGCCCCGCGGAGGGAGGCCGCCGGAAAUAGGCGCUCGCUGUCAUGGAAUCACUUCCCCCCUCCCGGCGCGGCUCUCUGUCCCCCGCUUCGAAUUUCUUCCUCCUGCUCCCUCCCACCGGCUUCAGGUCUCCCAGGCCCCGCUUCUCCGGCACUAGCCCUGGCGACCCAGCGCACCGGCCCUCAGGCCUAGGCGCGGCCCGGUCCACGAGGCCGCCCCGCCCAUCGCGGGGGGCCCGUCCCGCCCCCGAGCCUGACACGCACUUCCGGCGCCUCGGGCUGGGACGGAACCGGGGUGAGCGGCGCGGUGGCGGCAACCCUGGCAGUGGUGGUGCCGGACCUCCUGACCCAGAACCAUGCCCUGCGUGCGCAGGGAGAACAUGUGCUCGUGGACAUGCAGCCAGCCCGCUGGUCCAGGUUCCCCAUUUGUGUGGCUUUGACUACCAUUUCCAGGUUCUUCUGGCUAACCUGCAGACAUCUAUGAUGAGACCAGUGGACAGAGGCAGGCCCACACCCGCAGACAUGGGGGAGAGUCUGUCAAAGGAAUAUCCGGAGCUAAGAAAUCAAAUGCUAUCAGCCUUGCUUUAGGUGGACUUGCUCAGGAAGUCUUGGCAUCAUGAGGGUUAUUUUGUCUCCGUGGCCACAGAAACCAAAUUAUUAGGGCUUUCUUUAAGGAUUGGUUCAAAUGUGAGGUAUAAAAGAUCUAUUUUUCAAAGCAGACACAAAUGAGGGUGUUCCAAACUGCUCCAAUAAUCCAUCUCAGCCCUUGUGCCUGGAACUUGAGCUGGGUCUCUGAAGCUCUCCUUUUCUCGUCUGUUCACCUCCUACCCCAACCUCAGGCAAAAGGUUUAUUCAGUACUUACAAGGAACUUAGACACACAAGUAUCUUCAUAGGCAAUGUUGGAAGGUUUUUAUACAAGAGCUAAUAGCUCAGGAAAGUUGGCCCAUGAAUACAUGAUUAGUAAGCAAGGGAGUCAGAGUUCAACUCCACUAAGCCAUGUGCAUCACAAAUGUUAACUUGCUGCCCAUCACCUCAUAAGGGAAAUAAACCUCACAGUGUAAAACCACAAAUUACAGUUUAUACAUCCUAUGUAUUUUAGAUACACAAUUGUGUGAAUGUUGCCCUAAACAGCAAUUUAUGAGAUUUCCAAAGUCCUAUUUAACCAUUUAGAACAAUAGCAGCUUCCCUCCAAUGAAGGCUAAGGUAUUUUGAAAUGCAAGCUCAUUUACAAUCCUGACUAGUUUCAACAGGAGAAGCAAAGAGGAAAGCAGUUUUCAUUUUAUCCUUUGGCCCUUCUCUGAAACCUCACUGAGGAAAGUAAACUGAUUAUCCAAUUUCCACCGCUACUUAGGAGUUUAAUAAUAGGGGAUUAGCUGUAGACGGUUCUUAGUGUGAUGACUUAACACAAAUACACAGGAUCAACAAGUAACAUUCAACUGGAGAAUUUUAAAGAUGUUUUAGAAUAACUUAAGUAAUUGUUGGCUUGAAAAUCCGUUACAAUUUGCAACAAACUGCAAAAUGCUAUAACCUAACAAAUCUUCCCUUGUACAUGUACAAGUUUGCAUUUUCUUAAUCACAUUACAGAUUUGUAGGUCAAUGCAUAUUUCACACCAAUGAGCUUAAAUGUAGUGAUGUAGAAUUUAAGACUAAAAAACAGGUCUACAUGUUGCUUUAUCAAAACAAUCAGCUAACAAUUUGGUUACGUGCUGGGUAGCGUUAAGAUGUUGAAAAAGCAUCUUACAACGACUUAUAUUGCCUUUAAGAACUAGAAUUUUUUUCUAGAAUUUUAUUCAAUUCAAAAUUCACCAACAGUAUGCUUGAUCUUGAUAACUUGAUAGCAAAAACACUUCUUGAUCUUGAUUAACUCUAGAGCACAGAGCUAAUACAGUCUUCACCCUCAUAUAGUUUACAGUCUAAUUGCAGGUCUUUCAAAGAAAUGGGUACAAAUUCUGAGCAUGCACAAGUAAUGUGAAUAUGUGUCCCUCAGGCCCAAGUUCACUGACGACUGCAGAGCGCAGAGCGCAGUUUGCAGUGUGCUGGCCAGACUGUUAACUGAAGGACCCAGAGAAUCUGCUGUUCCUCCCUCCCCUACUGCUCUCAAAAUCUCCCUGGGACAUGUGCCCUUUCAUCCUCCAGUGAUUCCCAUUUGUAUCUAAAACUGAGGAACACUGAUCAGGAUAGAUUUGAACCCUUGGUAGAAAGCCAGGUGAACUGUAGAAGGGGUCCAUGUACAGAAAAAAAAUCACGUCUAGUUUCUCUUGAAUUUGGCUUGUGUGGCUUUGCUUAAUUUGGGCAUUUUGUGCUUUACCAGAGAAUUGGACAACUUUUCAUACUAAAUUAGAGAAUGCACUCUAGAGCCAAAUAACCAUAAUUUUUUAAAUCACUUUUAUUUCCCUCUAUUAUGCAAGUUGUUAAAAUUUGACUGUCUUGGCUUAAGUAAGGUUCAGGUAAUAUCUUUAUUUUGGACAUUGUAAUUUCUUGCCAGUUAAUUAAAGUUAAUGUUCUAGUAUGGCAGAUGACUCCCUAUGUAGUGCAACUUGCAGAUCACUGUUAAUUCAAGUAGAUUCAAUCCCUCAUCUUCCCUAGAUCUUUUGCAAAUGUCUUGCAGUCAACAGCAUCACUUAGGGUGCUUAUUUAAAAACACAGAUUGCAGGCCCCAUCUCCAGAGUUUCUGAUUGAGUAGGUCUGGAUUGGGACCUGAGGAUCUGCAUUUCUAAUUGAAGUUCCUAGGUGAUGUUGAUGCUGUUGGUGUAAGGGUAAAAAACAAAUGAAAAAUAAAAAAAUAUAUCAUUCUCUCUGGUGCAAAGGAAAGAAAAAGAGAGCAUUUACUCUGGAAAACUUGUCAUUGUAGGCUUUCUCUGCCUCUUGAAAUGUAUGUAAACCCUUUUGAAGACUAAGCCUCUUGCCUAUUUUACAAUCCAGCAAUUUCUUUUUGAAAUGGGACCCAGAGCCAUCACUUUGAAAUGUAAUCAUCAAGGAAGAUAGCACCCCCACCUCCCAAUCUCCUGGGAGUAUAGAAGCCUAACUUCAGCAGGAACCUGGCACCAAAUUACAAACUACUUUCUGUCAUAAAGACAUGAGAAAUUAAUUUUUCCUUUAUAUGAAGGCAAUUAGUCCUCUUACCUGAGAAUUAGUUAUCAUUUAUCUUGGGAGCAUGACUGUAGUGCGUGGCAUUUGCUUGGCUGGAUAAAUGGGUGAGAUUUCUUUCUGUCUUUGCUAGUUCUUUUCUGGCUUUCCUGUGAUCCACGUGACAUUCUGGUUUUAUUACUGAAUACAACUUUCUCCUUUAUCUUUGAGGAGAGAUUUUUGUUAAAUUUCUUUUAUGUUUGGCAAAGCAUUAGUAAGUUCUGAAAAGAAGUAGUAAGGGUGCCAGUAACGGAGCAUUUACAUUAUGAGUCAUCAGACAACUAUAUAUCAUGUAAUGUGCUAGGUACUAGGGACACAACGAUGAACAAGACAAACAUGGUGUUCAAGUAGCUUACCACUGGGAUGGAAUCACAGGGCCACUGUAAUGUAGGGCUGCAGUCCACGGUAGAAACCAUACCUAUGGUACCACAAAGGGCGCCCCUCACUUCAGCCUUGAAGGGUGUAAUGGACUGAAUGUGUUCCUCCAAACUUCAUAUGUUGAAAUCCUAGCCCCCGUCGUGCUGGUGUUAGGAUGUGGGGCUUUGGGGAGGUCUUUUGGUCAUGUGGGUGGAACCCUCAUAAAUAGCAUUAGAGCUUGUAUAAGAAGAAAUACAAGAGCUUGCUUCCUCUCUCUGCUCUCCACCCUGUGAAAAUACAGGAAGGCCAUUUGCAAAUCAGAAAGCAGGCCUUUCCGAGACCCAGGGUCUGCUGGCACCUUAAUCUGGAACUCCCCAGCCUCUAGAGCUGUGAGAAAUAAACAUUUACUGUUUCAGCCACCCCGUCUAUGGUACUUGUUGUAGCAGCCUGAGCUUAAGUCAGGGAGAAAGAGACGGCCUCCCAAGAGAGUUGCCAAAGUUUAUGUUCAAAGAAUGAGUAGGAAUGAGUGGAAGAGAGCAGAUCUGGGCAGAGAACUAGUGUUUACAAAGCCAGAAAUAUGAGACUAUGAUACACUUGGGGAACUGUGGGUAGUUCAACAAGGUUUGGGGUGAUUAGGGAAGCUGUUGGGGAGUAGGCAGAGGCCAGAUUGCUGUGUUGAUGAACAGUUUCCAAAUGCCUGCAAAUCCAUCUAAUUAUACCACCAUCUGUGUCAUGUUUCGCCAUUUUAUCUAGGUGCAUACCUUACAACUUUGUCACAGUACUCAAAGUUGAAACACAUGAGGCAUCUAUCCUAUCUCCCAUGCCAGUAAUUCUACAGGAACAAGUGAAGAUACCUCUUUUGCCUUGUGGGCCAGACUUAGUGAUUUGCUUCUAAUGAAUAGAAUGUGUCCUACCAAAGUGAUGAUGUGUGGAUCCUAAGAGUAGGUUAUAAAAAGCACUGUGGCUUUCACACUUGGGAUCUCUUGGAUUUUUAAGGUGGUGCAGAGUCAGAUGCUAUAUACAAAGGACACUCAAGCAGCCCUAAGGAGAGGUCCAUGUCGUGAGACACAGAGGCCUCCAACAGCCAAAAAACUUGCCAUGUGAGGGAGCCUUCUUAGAAGCAGAUCCUCAAUCCCAGCCAAGCCUGCAGAUGACUGAUGUUGUCAAGCCAACAUCUUCACAAAAACCUCAUGGAAGAUCUGAGCCAGAAGCAGCUACCUAAGCUGCUUCUGCAUUCCCGACCUGCAGAAACUAUGGAAUCAUACAUUUACUUUUGUUUUAAACCACAAAUAGUUAUGCAGCAAUGAGUAA